CGCGGCCUCAAGGGUCAACAAAUAUGGCUAAGCAUUAGCUGCCGAUAUCCCGUCCAGUCUUACUCACGGAAAGCUGAAAAAGUUUGAUGGCUUCAUUUGGCUGGAAGAGGAAAGCUGGUGAAAAGGUGUCAAAGACGGUGGUGCGGCAGUUUGAGGCUGAGGCGGAGAAGGCCGAAAAUGAUGGACCAGGUCAGGAUGAGGAGGAAGUGGACUGGUUGCACGCCAUCAAACGACGGCGGGAGAUCCUGCUGGAGGACUGUGCAGCAAAGAGCAGGAGGCUGAAAGAUGAGGGUGCACUGCUGGCUGAAGAAGGCAGGCACUGGGAAGCCAUUAAGAAGUGGGACGAGGCCAUUCAUCUGACUCCAGAUAACCCAAUACUGUAUGAGAUGAAGUCUCAGGUACUGACCAUUCUGCAGGAAGUGUUCCCAGCAGUGAAGGCUGCAGAGAUGGCCGUCAAGUUCAGACCCCUGUGGUGGGAAGGCUGGCAGACUCUGGGCCGUGCCCAACUCAACCUGGGUGAGGUGGACCUGGCUGUGAGGUCUUUCCAGGUUGCAAUCCACCUGUGCCCAUCAGAGCGCACCCUGUGGCAAGAAGACCUGGCAUGGGCAUCGAGGUUACAGAAGCAGAAUUUAGCAACCAAGGAGAAGAUUCGGGAAGAAGAGGAGACCAAAAACCAGAUCCUUAAUGCCCCUGAGCUGGAGCAGGACUAUGAUUUUGAGUCUGAUGAGGUGCUGGCCGCCUGCGUUGCCGUUGCUGAGCGACAGACACGCUAUGAGGAGCUGAAGAGGACCACGGUGGUCAUAGACUCUGAAGGGAAUAUAAAAAAUGUUGUCACUGGGGAAGGAGGAUCAGAGGACACAGCCACACCGUCCAAGGAACAGUUUGUCAAAGCAAGAGGACUUUGAACUGGUCUCAGCAGGAAUUUAUCGUCCUGGGUUCCAUUUUUUUAGGACUGAAAUUGGAUUAUAUCUGAAACCACUGUGAGUGUCUGAAGCUAGAACCUAAUGUUACCUAAUAUUCAGAAGGAAACAUGAGAACUGAGAAAUUCUAGUGAACUGGUAUGCAACAAGUUAAAGACAAUUGUGUUUUGUGGUUUCAAAUUUUCCAUUGCUUUAAUGUUGAUUGUGUUAAAUGUGCAUGUAAAGUUUCUACGUGCAUACACAAAGAUUAAAGAUAUUUUAAAGUA
Molecule: messenger RNA, 1186 nt
Organism: Seriola dumerili (greater amberjack)
Lineage: Eukaryota; Metazoa; Chordata; Actinopteri; Carangiformes; Carangidae
Gene: ttc33
Product: tetratricopeptide repeat domain 33
Exons: 5
Coding region: 87-905 (272 amino acids)
Molecular function (GO): protein binding
Source: RefSeq, a predicted model, not a curated record